AAAUGCAUAUCAGAAAGCAUAUAAAAUCAAGAGGCAGAUAGGAAGUCCCUUCAGUUCCUUAUUGUUUGUAAUCUGACAAGGCUUUAGUUUAGCCACAAUAAAUUUGUCAUGAAAAUUGAAGACAGGCACGGGGAAGACGGAAAUUCAAGUGAUAUGAACAGUUUCAGUAUUUCAGACAAGAUUGGGUUUGCCUCAGCUGCUACCACAACCUUCCAGAUAAGUGAGCCUCGGAAACAAAGGAAACCAUCCACAUGCUGUGCUCAGGCGGCUCUCGGCACCUACCUGCUGCUGUUGACAGCUGUCCAGGCGCUGCUGGCCUACAAAGUGUUUAAGAUGCAGAGAGAGAUAUUGAAACUUCAGGAACAAAAUACCUCCUAUACAGAAGAGAUUCUGGAAAGCUCCUUUGCCAGCAAACUGCUUUCAGAGAGAAACUUUAUAGAGAAGCCCAUGGGACAUGAAGAAAACUGGAGGAGAAGCUUAGAAAAGGAAGUCACCAUAAUUAAAAGCAGCAAUGCAAACCUGAUGAUGAUGAUGAGAAACAUCACCCUAGUUGCAGGGCCUCCUGGACGCAAAGGAGAUCCUGGUCCACCAGGGCUACGUGGGCCACCAGGGACAAAGGGAGACCAAGGAAUCCAAGGCUUACAUGGACUGAAGGGUGCAAAAGGGAGUAAAGGAGAUCCUGGUCCUGUCGGCCCAAAUGGUGAACCAGGUGUGAGAGGAGAAAAAGGAGAAAUGGGGCUUACAGGUCUCCAAGGACCAAAAGGUGAAAUGGGCAAGAAGGGAGACCCCGGGCCCCAUGGACCCAUGGGUCCUCAGGGGCAGCAGGGAGUCCCAGGACUGCCGGGUUUCAAUGGUAGCAUGGGGGAGCCCGGACAUCCUGGUCAGAAAGGAGAGGCAGGUGCAACUGGAUUACCUGGACUUGCAGGAAUUCCUGGCCAAGAAGGCAGACCUGGUCAGAAAGGGGAGAAGGGGGACCACGGUACCAGUGGGAGUCCAGGAACACCAGGCAUUGCAGGACUCAAAGGUGAAAAGGGAGACAGUGGAGUAACAGGUCCUCCGGGGCAAAAGGGAGCAAAGGGAGACCAAGGCUUGGCAGGCAUUCCAGGCCUAACUGGUCAAAAAGGAAGCAAGGGUGAUUAUGGCAGUCCGGGUCCAAAAGGAAAUCCAGGAGUCAAAGGAGACAAGGGAGACCGUGGAUACUCUGGUUCCCCAGGAACGAAAGGGAGCAAAGGUGAAAAGGGAGAAGGCAGCUUCCAUAAUUUGGUACGAAUCGUGGGCAGCAGCAGGAGGGGCCGCGUGGAAAUCUUUUACCAAGGGUCCUGGGGAACAAUAUGUGAUGAUGGCUGGAGCACCCAAGAUGCCACUGUUGUCUGCCGAAUGCUGGGAUACAGCCGUGCCACCUCUGCAUUUACAGCCACAGCAGGCACUGGACCAAUUUGGCUUGAUGAUGUGAAUUGCAGCGGGAGCGAAAGUUCAAUUUUCGACUGUUCGAAGUCCAACUGGGGUGUGCACAACUGCAACCACAACGAGGACGCUGGGCUGGAGUGCAGUUGAUGGGACCCAGAGGCUGCCCUGGGAGCUGCUGCUUGCCUCUCCUCGCUAUGGGGCUCUUAUUCAUAAUGCAAACCUAAUUUUGUAAGGCUGUGCUUAUAGUCUCUUUACCAGGUCAGAAAAAUAUUGACUAAGAAAUUUGAAUUUUCUGUAAACUGAUAAUGGUUGCAAGACCCACAGGUAACCUGAAACAUUCCAAUUGCCACAAAACAACUGGAGCUCAGGCACGUGAGCCAGUUCACAGCUUUUCCAGCUACCUGACAUCAGCUCAUCUGCAGAAGCUAUUUAUGACCUCCAGGUCCACAGGAGAGGAGAGAUGGUCCCCUUUAGUUUAGUGCAGUAAGAGAGAGCUGAAUAAACAUGCAGAAUUGAGCAGUUACUGCAGCUGAGCAUGUUUGUUACAGUUAUGAAUCUGAAGCUAAAAACCCCAGAGAAGUGCAUACACCCAAGAUAGGAGAUGCUCAGAAAUCAUCAGAUGAUCUCUCUGGCAUUGAAAUAUAAAUGUUCUCCAGAAAUGAUGCUGAUGACAGGUUAAAAUGCCUGGGAUCUAGGUGCUACACUAUCCUGGUUUAGCACAGACCUUGUUUUUGACCUUGGCCAAGUCCCCUGCCUUCUCUGUCAGUGUUUCCUAACCUGUCCCUGGGAGCAAUACCACUUACCUUAUCUGGUGUAUAAAGCUAAGCGUUUUCACACCUUUAGAAAACAGAUGUUCUAGUAAAGCAAAAGUAUAAUUAAUAAAAGCAACAAUGUGGAAGUAUUAUCUAAUUAAACUUCCAUAGUGAAAAUACAGACCCUGAACCAAAGGUUUCUACCUUAACUGACAGUUUUAUAUGUGUCUGAGAUAAUAACUGAAAAGCUUCACUUUCUUAAGGCCUAAGUCUUCCCCUUUUCCACCAGCCCUAGGCAUUCACCAGGUGACAAGCAGCCUGUGUACAGGUAGCUGGGCACAUCGCAACAACCUGCUUGUGGACAUUUUAUUUAAAAUGUCAGAAAUAUGCAUAAGCAACCCCCACAUCCCUGCCUUAAUGUUAGUAAUAAUUACUUUUGUCUACACAGCUUUGAGAUUUGUUUUUAGUGCUCAUAAAUCCAGAUAUAAGUGGAAAGCCAGAGCAGUUCUGGUAAGAGCAGCAGGUGAUAGGGCAUCCAGGGCCAAUGGGAGUGAGAAGACCUGGUGCAGCACAGGGUGUGACAGUGCAGUCUGCAACCAAGAUCAUCACUGUCUUGAACCAGAGGAAAUGUUUAGUUUGGGGUCUCAGGCCUCAGGAAAGAAGUCUGAAAAAUCCCAAGAGUUUUUUAGUAUCAACUCUGAUGCCUUUGACAGCAGGAAAACGAAAAGAGUCACUUACCGUUCCUGGUUCUGGUUUAGAGGAGGCAAGGAGCAUCUGCCACAAACCACGGGUAAAACCUGAUGAAUGGCAAACAUUUCAGAGCUGGUGGAAACAGACAGCGGCUCAUCUGCAUGAGAAGAGACAAAAGUUUUUGAUUCUGCUAAGGAACCCCACCAGCAGAAACAGCAUCCUGAGUACCAGCAGCUGGGCUUAUACUGCUUUCUGUAGGGCUCCCAUGGACUAUGCUGAGCCUGCACGGCUUUCCUUCAUCUUUUUGUGUGUGCGCAUGUGUGGUAGUAUGUAAACAAAGCAUUGCCACUGUUAGGAAAUAAAAGAUUUACAAGCUGUA
Columba livia (rock pigeon) is the source of this 3228-nucleotide messenger RNA. RefSeq names its product macrophage receptor with collagenous structure (gene MARCO). The coding region runs from base 109 to 1554 and encodes 481 amino acids. The record is from RefSeq and is a predicted model, not a curated record. Gene Ontology annotation, cellular component: membrane. Lineage: Eukaryota; Metazoa; Chordata; Aves; Columbiformes; Columbidae. The transcript is spliced from 15 exons.